Messenger RNA from Syngnathus typhle (broad-nosed pipefish), 1368 nucleotides. RefSeq lists its product as uncharacterized. Lineage: Eukaryota; Metazoa; Chordata; Actinopteri; Syngnathiformes; Syngnathidae. The transcript is spliced from 2 exons. The coding region runs from base 284 to 979 and encodes 231 amino acids. The record is from RefSeq and is a predicted model, not a curated record.
CACACACACACACACAUGCACACACACAUAUGCGCUCUUAAGCACACAGAGCGAGAGGAGGCAAUGCAGCUUUGCACCACUUUUGUAAGACAGUUACUUCCUCGAAUUUGAAAAACAAAAAAAGCUUCAGUUCAACAGUGGCGUGGAAGGCAACAAGACGCAAGGAGUCUCCAUUUGAGAACAAAAGAGGAUGUUGGAGUGGAGAAACGCAGGAGGCAACUGAUGCUUGUUGAGUGAGGACCAUGAUUUGCAUCGAGGAGCAAAACAAGUUUGGAUCAAGAGGAUGACAGCUGCCAGCAGCCCCUCUUCUCAGUCUUCACAAGUGGAAUGCGUCCUGCCAUGUCACCGGAGAAAAUUCAACUCCAGCCAGACCCGACUUCGCCUACGCUCGGCCCCGGGCGCGUGGUUAAUAGUGGGCGUGUUGGUGGUGGCGCUGGGGAUGUGCGUGGCCAUGGCUGGUUACGUGGCGUCGCCGCCGAGGCACUUAGGCGCCCCCAGGUCCACCCCCAAGGACAAGAUGAAACUGGCCGGGCCGAUGGUCAUGGGCGUCGGGUUGUUCAUCUUCAUCUGCGCCGCUAGCCUGCUCUACGAGAAUCGAGAUCGAGAGAUCCACAUGCUGAAGAAGUGCAAAGACCCCGAGGACAGGAAGGGAGACUGGGAGGACUGGCAAGAGCAAGCCAUCUUCAGUGGGCAGAAACAGUGGGAGAUCAGAGACGAGGAACAGGAUAGGAGCCUCUACCCUCCUUCUUUGUCUUGCAAGAACAUUGAGGACAUCAAUAAAUCACUGCAACGGCAUCUAGAUGCAGAAGAUGAAGCUGAGAGGGAGGGCAAGGCGACACUUGUGGCUCAAGUUCUGCACCACCAGGAGCCAAGUCCUCAUUCGUCUUCCCUCGGACAUUCCGGUCCUCACCCCUCUGCCUUCCCGGACAAGUCCAGCAAGAUUAACACACGGACCUGCUCUGCACUCCCUGAGCCUUGAUCAUCUUUACGGGAGUGCGAGGAACGCUAUCUCCCACAAACAGAUGUUGUAAAUGUUUGGGCGCCUCAGAGAGGUGCUGCAUUCCAAAUUUUUGGCAAGUCGGACAAAUUCCAUAUGGAACUUAUGGGGUUGGCGGUUUGAGCUUUUCAGUUGAAGGUUUAAAAAAAAAAAAAAAUCUGGCGACCUCUUUAAGUGUGUCAUCUACUAUUAAAAAAGAUAUAUUUGAGAUAGUGGGAAUGCCGAAAUCGGACCAUAUUGUUUUGACGUGCAGCUUUAUUUCAUUUUCCAUUCAUGCAGUGAACCCUGGAACUAUUUAUCUUUGCACGACUUUCCAUUCAGAACAAGUUGUGACAAAUGUUAUAUCACCAAUAAAUGCAGAUAUAAAUAUA